AGUGGAUGGAUGGCAGUUUUGUGCAAGAGUUAUCUGGUCCUGAUGAUAGUUCAGGGAGCACUAAGUCUAUCUGAUACAAUGACAGUUGAAGCAAAAAAGCUAAAAUCUCAUUAUUAUGAGUUAGACGCAGAAAAGCUCAGAGAUCUUUGGCAUAACGCAAUGAUUCGAGGUCUUAUCAAGGCUCAUGUAAAAGAGAUCUUAUCUUCACUUCCUCGUAUAGAGCAAAUAGUCUAUAAACAAUGUGAAAAAGAUGCCAGAACUACGGUAGCUUUAGCAAAAUGUGCCAUAAGAGUGUUUGACGCUCGUGAUAAUGCUGUGGAAGAAGAAACACUUAAUACUACUACGGAUACCGUUCUUCUGAAGAACUUCACUGUACGACGAAGGCCUGACCCUAAAGCAGAAGAAGUUUUAGUGGAAGAAAAUAAUGCUCAAGCGAAAAAGAAUGAAUUCUUCUUGAAAUACUCGAUGUACUCAACGAGAACUAGGCUUCUAAACCCAAUAAGGAGGCAAAUACGUAGAAACAGGACAAUCCUAGCAUUUACGAACGAGGUUAUAGAAAAUAGGGAAAAAGAGAUAAAAGAGGAAAUCUCACAGAUGUCAAGAAAAAGAAAAAGGAAAAGAAGGGAUAAUAGAGAUGAAAGUGCUGGAUCUUCUCCAAAUCUGAGAAGAGUUGCUAUGAAGUAUGUUGGCAAAGUGCUUGGAGAAAAACGCGCCACCUCACAUCUCAGCAAUCUGCGCCUGAUCCGAGACCAUUUCAACAGAGUCGAAAAAAUCAAUAAAUACUUCAAACAUAUGAACGAACAAAAUAGAGGAAUAUUUGAAAGCGCAGCACUUGGAAUCGACAGCCGUACUCCAGAAAUCACAAACAAUGCCGUGCCCGUUAUCGAACAAGUUCUCUCCAUUGUUAAUUCUUUUUCUGCAUCUAAGUCCGCACCGGGAAGGAUGUCUAUACUUUCGCCGAGAGUACUGUCACUUUUUCCCGAGCCAUCACAUUCGUCGAAGAAGCGGUUACUUUCACCGACAUUUUUCAGCUUUCAAAAAGACGGAUUUCUAUCUCUGCCUGAACUAUUCGACAUCAUCACAACUAACCAAAGAUAUCAACAACUCAUGGUAGAUAUUGUGAUGGAUAUAAGUGGAGCUGGUGCUGUACUAGAGAAACUCGUGAAUGACCUGAGACCUGAGAUUGAGGAUGUGAAAAAUGUGAAACUGCCUCUCGUUGAGCAAUUAUCGAAACGAGAUAUGGAAUGGGCAAGAGCACAUGAUCUCUUCAACGAAGACCAAACUAAGCAAUAUCAUGAAAAAGGUUAUGCAUUACUCACGGAAGACCAGCUCAAUCUAAUCUAUAGCAAAAAUGACCAAGAUCUAUACGGAAUGAAUGUGACAAGACUUGGAGCUAUGUCCGAGUUGGAAAGAGUGCAGCGACUAGAAAGAGAUAUCAGAGCAAUGGCAGCUUUAGAUCGUCCGAAAUGGCCGAUGUGGGACAGCGUGAGACGUCAAAAACGCCAAACGCACGACACAGAUCCGGGAUAUCCCAAUUUACCUGGCGAAGUUCAGCCAGAAGGCGAAACACAUGCCGAAGGGCAUGCGGAAGGAGAAGAACAUGAAGAACGUAUCAAUGGAGUCUUGUAUGAAACUCUUCGCCCAUACGCUUUUACCACAUUUGUUGGAAAAGGUGGCGUAAUGGAGGCGUUUACAUUAUCCCCUCAUGCUUUUGUGACAGAACUCGCCUAUCCCGAAGCGCUAAUGCUGCAAACUCUAUCACCUCGUGCUUUCGUGGCAACCAUCCUUUCCCCGGCAGCUCUUAUAGCUCGAAUCCUUUCUCCAACAGCUCUGAGAGCUGAAGUUCUAUCACCUCGAGCUUUGCACACUUGGAUACUCAGUCCGGAAGCGCUAGUCGCUGAAGUGCUUUCUCCACGAUUUUUAGACCCUCGUGUACUGUCACCAGAAGCAUUAGUUAUUGAUGUUUUGAGUCCAGGAUUUCUUUCUCCCCAUGUACUCUCCUCCGAGAAUAUCGGACUCAUCAUACUGAGCCCAAAUAUAUUGUCCCCUCGUAUAGCAAGUGAGGAAAAGCUUCUAGUUGAGAUACUUUCACCUCACAUUCUUGGUGGUCCACAUACCCACGAAGAAGCGAGCCACGAAGUUGUUGAGGUCGGAGCCCACAGUCCAAUCCGUGAAAGCACAGAAGUGGAACAUGAAGAGCACGAGGCUAUACAUAGAGGACAUAGUCGUGAAGAGGAGGAAGAAAGGGAAGAGAAGGAAGACAAAUACAAAUCUAUGUAG
Messenger RNA from Cylicocyclus nassatus, 2280 nucleotides. The record is from the annotation of a GenBank genome assembly. Lineage: Eukaryota; Metazoa; Nematoda; Chromadorea; Rhabditida; Strongylidae.